AGAAAACAGUUUCCUCUUUUCGUUUUCUUCAUAACAAAUCUCUCUCUCUCUCUCGAUUCAUCCAUCUUUCCCAUUUUCUUUACUAGAUUUUCCCAGAUAUCAUUUGGAUUCAAAUCUGAUAUAUAUUUUUUUGGCUCUUGAUAAAGUUUGUUCUUUGUAAUUGGCGGUUUCAAAUUCGUGAUUUUCCAUUAGAUUUGUUGCAUCCUGUUUCUUCACGUUUGCAAUAAUACAAAACAGAGCAGUUUCUACAUUCUCUUCCUUUUCCUUUCGAUUCGAUCUCUUUUAUCGGAUUCCGAAGGUUUUCCAGGAAAAGAAUCGCUUCCGUGUCGCCGAUCUUUCGUGACCCAUCGCCAAAAGCUAUCCUUUUUACUCUCUCUCUCUCUCUCUCCGCUCAACAACUUUCCCAGAAAAUCUCUCUUUUCCGAGGAAAAAAAAAACAAAUCCAUGACGGAAAAAUCCAAACUUUUGUCCCUAAUUGCAUAUCUAGCCCUCAUUCCGCUUCUGGGUCUCCAUUUUGAUCCCGUCAAUGGGCUCGGCGUCAACUGGGGAACCAUGGCGACUCACAAACUGCCGCCGAAGACGGUGGUUCAGAUGCUCAAGGACAAUAACAUCAACAAAGUCAAGCUAUUCGACGCGGAAGAAUCCACCAUGAAAGCUCUCGCUGGUUCGGGCAUGGAAGUGAUGGUGGCGAUUCCCAAUGAUCAGCUUCGAGUAAUGGGAAGUUACGAUCGAGCCAAGGAAUGGGUACAGAGGAAUGUCUCUCGUUAUAACUUCAAUGGCGGCGUUAAUAUCACGUUCGUAGCUGUCGGAAACGAGCCUUUCCUGAAAUCCUACAACGGAUCAUUCAUAAAUCUCACGUUCCCUGCCCUCCAGAACAUCCAAAACGCUCUAAACGAAGCCGGCUUAGGAAACGUCAAGGCAACGGUCCCGUUGAACGCCGACGUAUAUGAUUCGCCGGCAAGCAAUCCCGUGCCAUCUACCGGGAGGUUCCGACCCGAUAUCCUCGGCCAGAUGACCCAGAUUGUCGACUUUCUCGGCAAGAACAAUGCCCCUUUCACCAUCAACAUCUACCCUUUUCUCAGUCUUUACGGAAACGAUGACUUCCCUUUCAACUACGCUUUCUUCGACGGCGCUACUCCCAUCAUUGACAACGGGAUCGAGUACAAUAACGUCUUCGAUGCUAACUUCGACACCUUGGUCUCGGCUUUGAAAGCUGCCGGUCACGGAGAUAUGCCCAUCAUAGUUGGAGAAGUUGGUUGGCCAACCGAGGGUGACAAGAACGCGAAUAAUGGCAAUGCUUUUAGAUUCUACAAUGGACUUUUACCGAGACUUGCAGCCAACAGAGGCACACCAUUGAGGCAAGGUUACAUCGAAGUAUACUUGUUCGGGUUACUCGACGAAGAUGCCAAGAGCAUUGCCCCGGGAAACUUCGAACGACACUGGGGAAUCUUCAGAUUCGAUGGGCAACCAAAGUUUCCUUUAGAUUUAUCGGGUCAAGGCCAGAACAAGCUACUGAUUGGAGCGCAGAACGUGACCUAUCUCCCGAGCAAGUGGUGCCAGUUCAACCCGCAAGCCAAAGACAUCAGCAAACUGGCAGACAACAUAGACUUUGCCUGCACUUAUUCCGAUUGCACGGCUCUUGAGUAUGGAUCGUCGUGUAACGGUCUUGACGUGAAUGGAAACGCUUCAUACGCAUUUAACAUGUAUUUCCAAGUGAAGAACCAGGACGAGGACGCUUGUUUCUUCCAAGGGUUGGCCGCCAUUACCACGGUGAACAUUUCUCAGGGCCAGUGCAAUUUCCCCAUUCAGAUUGUUGCUUCUUCUUCUGCUUCAUCAUCUUCUUCUUCUCUGGUUCUGUUGAUGGCCGGGAUAUGGUUUCUCUGGUUACAGGUAAUAAUGUUUUUCUCUUAGAUUCAGUGCUCGGAACUCGGGGAGAAUUUUGGUUGAUUCAUUCAUGAUUUCAUGAAAUUCUUUUGUCAAUCGACUGAAUCAUAUAUAGUAGUGAUUCAUUCUUUUAGUAUGGAAAAUCAUUGAAACUAAGAACUAAGAUUCGUUGAACAUCUUUCAAGUUCGGAUUGUUGCUUAGUUCCCGAUUCAAGCUAUUGUGUUAUAUA
Tarenaya hassleriana is the source of this 2114-nucleotide messenger RNA. Its product is annotated as glucan endo-1,3-beta-glucosidase 8-like. Gene Ontology annotation, molecular function: hydrolase activity, hydrolyzing O-glycosyl compounds. Gene Ontology annotation, cellular component: plasma membrane. Gene Ontology annotation, biological process: carbohydrate metabolic process. NCBI's taxonomy places the organism in Eukaryota, Viridiplantae, Streptophyta, Magnoliopsida, Brassicales, Cleomaceae. Bases 445 to 1911 code for a protein of 488 amino acids. The transcript is spliced from 3 exons. The record is from RefSeq and is a predicted model, not a curated record.